Molecule: messenger RNA, 2134 nt
Organism: Sarcophilus harrisii (Tasmanian devil)
Lineage: Eukaryota; Metazoa; Chordata; Mammalia; Dasyuromorphia; Dasyuridae
Gene: HOMER3
Product: homer scaffold protein 3
Exons: 10
Coding region: 253-1347 (364 amino acids)
Biological process (GO): regulation of store-operated calcium entry; G protein-coupled glutamate receptor signaling pathway
Cellular component (GO): plasma membrane; postsynaptic density; dendrite
Molecular function (GO): G protein-coupled glutamate receptor binding
Source: RefSeq, a predicted model, not a curated record
GGGCGGCGGCGGCAGAGGCGGCGGCGCGGGGCAGGGCGCGGCGCUGAGGCCGCCCGCCGGGGGCGCAGCGCGCUCGGAGCCCCGGCCCGAAGUUGGAGCGCGCGGGAGCCCGGCCGGCGGCAGCUCCGGACAGCACCGGCGGAGCCCGCGCACGGGCAGGGCGGCCAGCCGGGACCGACGCCCAGGGCCCAGAAGCCAGCUCUCACCUUGCCCUGAGCCCCCUCACUCGGCUCCUCUGCUUCAGCCUGACCAAUGUCCACGAGGGAGCAGCCCCUCUUCAGCACUCGGGCCCAUGUCUUCCAAAUCGACCCAGCAACCAAACGGAACUGGAUCCCCGCGGGCAAACAUGCCCUCACCGUGUCCUACUUCUAUGAUGCUACCCGGAACGUGUACCGGAUCAUCAGCGUGGGUGGGACCAAGGCCAUCAUUAACAGCACCGUCACCCCCAACAUGACCUUCACCAAGACUUCCCAGAAGUUCGGCCAGUGGGCGGACAGUCGGGCCAACACAGUCUAUGGGCUGGGCUUUGCGUCGGAGCAGCAUCUGUCCCAGUUUGCAGAGAAGUUCCAGGAGGUGAAGGAGGCGGCCCGGCUGGCUCGAGAGAAGUCUCAGGAUGGUGGGGAGCUCAGCACCCCAGCUCUUAGCCUCUCCUCCCACCAGGUCAGGCCCCCUACUAGGGUGCCCCCGAGCCCCUUGAUUGGCACCAACGGUCCCGGGGAUGAGAAGCUGUUCCGAAGUCAGAGUGCCGAUGGCCCCGGCCCCACCGAGAGGGAGCGGCUUAAAAAGAUGCUGUCAGAGGGCUCUGUGGGCGAGGUGCAAUGGGAAGCUGAGUUCUUCACCCUUCAGGACAAUAACAACAAGCUGGUGGCCGCCCUCCGGGAGGCGAACACCAAUGUGGAGCGAUGGAAGGAGCAGCUAGAGGCUUAUCAGGAGGAGACAGAGCGGCUCCGGCUCCGGGUGGCCGAACUCGAGGCCCAGGGGCCCCCCGAGACAACUGGGGAGAGCGGGAAGGAUGGGCUGAGCCAGAGGCUGGAAGAGCUGGAGAUGCUGAUUAAAGCAAAGGACGAGGAGAUCCAGAUGUUGAAGAGCCAAAAGGGCAGCCACCGGGAAGCCGAGAGUGAGCGGGAACGGGAAGAGGCCCUCCAGAAACUUCAGGAGCUGGAGAGCCGGUACACGGAGAUGGAGCGGCAGUUCCAAGGCACCCAGAGAAGCCUGGAGGAGGCUCGGGGGGAGCGGGAGCGGGCCCGGGCCGAGGUGAUCAGGGCCACCGAGCUCCUGGAUGUCAAGAUCUGCGAGCUGAGCGAGCUGCGCCAGGGCCUGGCCCGCCUGGCUGAGGGCACCCCAUGACUGGCUGUGGAAUAGGGCAGCUGGGCCGAGGUGGGGGAGUGCCUGGAUGCUCUCCUCAGCCCCCAAACCCGGCCCAGAUGGGGUCUGUGGUGGGUAAGGGGGCACAGCUUUCAUAGUGGGGUGGGAUGGUGGCAAUUUUUUUUCCGGUAGUUUUAUAUUUAAAGCAAUCCUUCCCUCAACCCUUCCAGCUCCUAGUAGGAGACUGGACUGGGGAGCUCCAAGCCGACCCAGCCAGGCCUGCCUCUGAGUCACAGGAGGGAGACUUCCCAGGCCGGAAGCUCGGGGCUGACUCAGCCCCUCAGACUGGGGCACGUCCUGAUGGACUGGGGGCAAGGGCGGGAAGGGAGGGGGCGGCAGCCUUAUUAGGAUUGGAGAACCUAGAGCUCUGGCCCCUCCCAGGAAGGGAAAAAGGGCAGGAACCUGGUUGACUCCACAUAUUCCCCCAGCUCUGCAAGCUCUAGAAAUGAUCAUUCCCCUAAAGCUGGCAUGAAGGGGAUAUCUGUCCCAGGCUGGAUAGCAAAUGUCCCCAAGAAGGGCAGGACCUUAAUUCCAACUCCUCUCCCCAUUAGAUAGGAUGGCCUAAGUUAGGGGACCCGGGCAGGACUACUGCCGGGGCAGCUGGCUUCCUCUUCUAGCACCCAUGGGAGAGGAAGGGAUGGGGUGGGGGUGGGGGCAGUGCUGAGGACUACAACUUUGGUUGGGGAGGGUUCAUUUGUGAGAUUUUGGAUUUGUAGGUUUUUUAGUAUCUGGGCAAUGGCUGCCCAGGGAAAUUAAAUUUCUAAACCUA